CACAUUUCAAACACGCACUCGACCAUCUACCAAAACAUACAAACAUACAUCUAUACAAUAGCAUACUUACGCAUUUACAGCAAUUACAUCAAAGUGUUUGGACGCGUGUGGUAAUCAUAGAGCUGCACUCGCUGGCCUACUAACUAUAUCCUUCCCUCUCUCUUUCUCUCUCUCUCGUCUUCCAACUCAAAACUGUUAAUGCACUGAAAUCACGCAAAAUGUGUCAAAUCAAUCAAUUAAAAUGUGAGCGCAAUAAAAAAUACUAAGUACCAACUACCUUACCUACCUACCAACAAAAUAAUAAUAAUCGUUACUACUCGUUAAUCCCUCUAGUCGUUCGUUUGUUCAUCAAGUGUUUUGAAUUUCCUUUGCUAUGCCCUAUUAGUCCUGCAUAUAAUUAACCUUUCCACAAGUUAAUACUACUUCAUCAACAUUACUAACGAGAAAAAAAAAAACAAACAACUUAUCCGUUUGCUAUUCCCGUGUUUGAGGAUGUACUAGUUGCGUUUCUGAUUUGUUAAUUACAUCCAAACACUACAAAUUAAAAACAAACAGUUCGUUAAUUCGUGAUGUUAGUUGAAUUGCUCGCAUAAAAAAUAAAAUUGAAUAAAAUGAAAAAAAAAACAAUAGAAAAACAAUUUGUUGUUCGUUCGUUUAUACUAACUGACAUUUCCUGAAUCCUUCUACUAUAUCUAAAACUAUACUACUCGUUCUUAUUCUUCUACAUACACGAUUAAUUAAAUAUAUACAUAAUAUAUACAAAAAAUAAAUCGUCUGCUUUGUAUCUUCCCCACAACUACUACAACAACAAUAACAAUAACAACCAAUACAAAAUCAAUCGUCGUACACGACCGCUUAAUGAAUUAAGGUCUCAACCCAUCCUAUAUUAUUUAUGUGAAACCAUUAAUUUUUAUGUUCAUUGGCAAUAAUAAUGGUAAGCACAACUACAACAACAACAAUUGCUGCUGGACAACCAACGAGUAGCUCAAAUCAUCAUCCACAUCAACAGCAACAAGCAACGGCGGCGACACUAGGCUCGACCGCAACCGCAGCUGCAACCGCAAACAAUUCCAAUUACCAGAGAUCAGCAUCCGAGCAGCAACAACAACAACAACAUCAGCACACACAAUCGUAUCACCAUCCAUCAUCGUCAACAUCGUCGUCGACAACGACACAUAACAGCUAUUAUAACUCAUUAGCAUUAAAUGGUGUUGGUAGUAAUAAUAACAAUAACAACAGCACCAGCAGAAGCAAUAGCAACGGCAGCAACGUCAAAAACAGAGUUGCGGCUAAAACCGUUUCACUAAGUGGUCUCACCCCCGCAACGGGGCAAGCGAGUGAUGCUGACGUUGGCGUAGACUACCACCAUUCAUCUCAUUACUCGUCGCGACCUUCGUCAUUGUACAACGGUAGUGGCAAUAUUGCUGGCGACGACCAGACUAGCAACAGCAGUUCUCCCACAACAACAAUAACGCCUGCGGCGGAGGAGGAAACCGCAAACGUAGAGGAGCAACAGCCACAGAGCCAUGAAUCGACAGCAGUCACAAAGUCGCCAACAACAGCAACAACAACUGUAAAUUUUUCGCAAGCGCUUCUUUCCACCUCACCGCCGCUGCUGAACGAUCAAAUAUCGCUAUUAUUUCCGAAGUGUCGACCACGUCAAUUGUCACCAAAUAGCAACGCCGCAACCAGUCGCAGCGACAACAUUCAGAGCAAAAGUCAUAGUAGCUGUGAUAGCGAAGCCUUAAACGCCACGCGCGCACUAUCGAAGAACGAAGAGUACACACCCAGCACGCCAGUUGGUAGUCAUAAAAAACGCUUGAACCCGAAAUUUGAACAAGACGUGUGCGACAACGAGUCCACAGUGAACAUCAGGGUUGAAACAGCAGCAGCAGCAACAGCACCAACACCAACACCACUGCCGUCAGUGCCGGUGCCAGUGGCGGCGACCACGACAACCAACUACUACAAAAGCGUCAAUAUUAUCACACAAUCACCACCACCGCCCUCAACGUCUUCGGUGUCAUCCGAGUCGCUGUCGUCGGUGACCCCACGUAUUUCGACAAAUCCGUUUCUUAGUCAUACAGGCAGCGUGGAGAGAAAACCACUUGAGCGCGCAGCUCGCCAUCAACACAGAAACAGCGAGGAAGAGAAACAAGCAUUGAGCACACGUCGUACGCGCAACGAUAAAGGCGGCGGCGAUCUCUAUAACGAACACGGCAUCUGCAGCGACGAGAUCGAGGUCGAAAAUAUUAACGAUAACGGUAUCGCUGAAGACGAAGACGAAGAGCUACCCGUGCCCUCGUAUCCGCCUACAUUCUACUACCACACCGAAACGAAACAUUCGCAGUCACAAGCGCGGCAGCGCCAACAUCAAACCGGCGACAGCAGCAACAGUUACGAAAUGCCACGUAAGCGCGCCAGUUAUGGCACGCACCACCACCCCACCCAGCAGCCGUACACGCAUAUUACGAGCUCAGCGGCGCAACAGCAGCAGCCACAGCAUCAGCCAGUCCAACUGUUACAACAACACAAGCAAGCCAACCAUGGCGCGAACGUAACAACGGGCAGCUUUAAUCAGAAUCCAUUUAUAAGAGAUGGCAACUACUGGGAUACAGUGCGUCAUAAUGCCACAAAUGAAGCAGCAGCAACGGCGGCGCAUAUCACUAAUGAUACUGAACAUGCGACUUCACCGCCCAGCUACAAUGACAUAGGCGAUGCGGAGUCCCACAACAUAACAACUUCUGUCAGCACUCAAUCAACCACAUUCGGUUCCACGUCCACGACAACAAAACCAGUUGAUAUCGCAGCAACCAAAAUAACCGCGCGACGGUCGCAUUACCAGCAACAGCCUUACACAAAUAGUGUUCCUCCCCGGCAACACCAUCCUCCGGCAGCGCAGCGCCCACAAUCACAACACAUCAGCCGUCUUGCUCGCGCCAUAACGGAACCCGACGCCGCUGGUGGGCAAUAUGCUGAAAUGGGUACAAAACACGGUCAUAACUAUAAGCAACAGCAAAUGCAGCAGCAGCAACAGCAACAGCAACAGCAACAAAGUGGUCUGCAUGCCGUACAAAAUUCAUGCGCUGAAGGUCUCACACCGAUCGCUAGUCAUUAUUUGUAUGGGAGCAAAACGUCGUUGGACCUGCAACCGCAACAGCAGCAACAUGUCAUUAGUGUCAGCGAUAAUAGUAUACUUGUCGAGCGCGAGAUAAGGGAGCGCGAUAGAGAACAACGGGAACAACGGAAGGCGGCAGCAGCUUAUGUGGGUGAUUGGGAAAGGGAAAGAGAACGCGAACAUGAGCGCGAGCACGAACGGGAACGGGAACGUGGUCGCGAGCGAGAAUGGCAGCUAGAGUUGAGUGAGCGAGAAAAUGAAAGAAAAAUGCAACGAGAACGAGAAAAAGAAAAGGAAAGAUCAAACGUGGGAGAACGUGAACGUGAUUUUGAAAGAGAACAAGGCCGUUGCAGUGAUGUCUAUGCGGGUGAACCGCAACAGUACCAGCCUGUAAAACACCGGAACUCCAGGAAGCACAGCAACGUCGCCAAUACAAACGGACAUUCUGUGGCUAAUAAUGGGGAAAUGGUGGUAUUCGACGAUAUCGCCGAAAGUUGGCAAAAUUUGAGAGUAACAACCGACACAAGCGCCCCAACAAUACCACCAGCUAUGACUCGACACCAGCUACAGCAGCAGCAGCAACAAAAGCACCACAGACAACCCACAUCCUUGACACUGGUUGACGACGACAAAGAUGAAUACGCUGAACAAGUCGUCAACAACCACGGCGAUGUGGAGGUGACAGGAAGUCACAACACUAGCAACAAUGGCACGUCAAUAAUGUACAAGGAUCAUCCAAAGAGAUACUUGGAUCGAAGUGGCUACACAAUGCACGCAGUGGAAACGCGACACGGCAUCAUAGAGUACGAGGGUUCACCACGCCGCAUUGGCGGACAGACAAGUGGCGUUGCGCCCACUGCUGAUGAUGAUAAGCAGGCCGAGGAUGCGGUAGCAGCGGUAGUGGCAGAUGCAGAUGCAGAAGAGAUAGCAGAAGAUGUAGAUGUGGGACUGUCAUUGCAGCCGAAUUCGGUGCACGUACAGCAAAAGCGCUUGACAAAGACCACUGCAGCGGCAACAAGCUCCAACAAUGGCGCUGGUGGCAACAGCCAACAUACGACUACAACAACAACAACAACCACGCACAAUUCACCACAGCAACAAUAUCCGGCGCGUCCCGGCUUUCCGCAGCGCAUUAUUUCACCGCCACGCGAGAGUACUCCACCAAUUAUGCUGCUAAGUCAUAAUAAUUCUAAACACCAACAACAGCAGCUGCCGGAUUAUCAAUACCAGCAGCAACCACAAGCGUUACAACAGCGGCAAUCCUCGCCGCCAACAGCUUGCACUUUGGACAAUAACGCCGAGGAUACGAGCAAUGAUGUCUCUGAGAUUGGCACAAUAUCCGACUUGACCACACCGGAAGCUAUAUCUGCAACGGGUGUGCCAACAACGCUCACCUGCACCACCGAUUCACCGGCGCUUAAUGUGGCGAAUUCCGCAGCCAUGCCGCCACCAAGUACAAGCGCAAUGGCAGCGUGCAAGCCUGUGACGACAAUUAGCAGCAACGCCUUUAGCAUACCAACAAAGUCUUCGACGUUCGACUACCUCUAUGAAUUCUCCGAGACGCGCAAAGUGCUCGAAGAGUUCUUCAAGUGUCCCUCGAUAGACGAUCGACCGAUUGAGAAUGGAAGCGACGUUGAUAGUAUCGACAUUCAAUACGAAUUCCAUAGCAAUUUGGAUCGCGGUGACGAUGAUGAGUUAGACUCGCACUCAAAUUUAAAUGUAGACGCCGAAGACGAAGACGAUGAAGAAGAAGAUGAUGACGACGACGAUGAUGAUGGACUAAUGGGUGUGGAUAUGGAUGACAUACAUCCACAGCAAAACCAUCACCACCAUCACCAGCUACAGCAACAACAUAACAACCAAAUGCGACAGCUGCAAACAACAUUGCAACAACGCAACAAUCCGCGCGAUACGCAGUCACAUUUGCAAACAUCACCAACACCAACAGCGACAUAUCGUCUUCAGGCGCAACAGCAACAGCAACAACAACAACAACAACAACAGGAAAAACAACAUACGCAAUACCUGCAACAGCAACCAUUACAACAAUUACAAACCCAACAAGAAGAAACGCAGAGAACAACAACAACAACAACAACAACAAAUAAUCAUCGCGCACGUCUUCAUCAUCGGCAGCAACAACAAACUACCAACAACAGCAACAUCACCAGCAGCAAUAACAGCAAUAGCAAUAGCAAUAGCAAUGUUUACAAUAAUUCGGUGCAUGCACAUCGGCGACGCUUUACCGCCAGUCCAUUGAUGCGUGACUUUGAUUUCUUCCUGGACUCGGCUAGUCGUAGUAGCGGCGAGCAAUUGGAUCAACAAGAUGGUGUCAAUCACAAUCAGUUAGAAACGCCGAGCACUUACCGUUAUUCACCCGAGACAACAGACUACGAUUCGAAUUGUGGAGAUUUGGAUAGUCUCUCUGGUGAAAUAAACGGUGUCUCAACAUCAUGUUCGAACUACACAAAGUACUAUGCCUCCAGCAUGCCUGUACUUGAGGAUGGUCUCUCCUCCGGACACACCUCCGACACGGAGAACAACAACCAAAAUAAUCUGAAUAGCAACAUGCAACAGCCGAGCGCCGCGACAUCCCACAAUCUCGUCGGUAGUGGUGGCAUUUCGAUGUUGAUGGACACGAAACGCUUGUCCACCAACAACAGCAUCAAUAGCAUGAACAAUCUGACGAUCUCAACGACCGAUGGUGGUGUAGGUGGUGUUGGCGGGGAGCCAAGAAACAACUCGAUAUCGUCAAAUAUUGUUCAUGAUACAAUGUACUUACAUAGAGACGAUAGUCCCACGCCAACACCUGGUUUGCACGAAGAUUCUGGGCGUGAAUCGGUGCGUUCGGCCACGAAGCGUGAUGGACGCGUUGGUGAACGCGAGCUGCUGGGACAGAGUCCAACAAAUAACAGCAACAAUAAAGUAUUCAAGAAUAUUGAUCCCGAACUGGAUUCGCUUUACUCGAUAAGCAUUUUCCAUCGCCCCGAUAUGGUGCAGAUGACGCCACCACCGCCUGCACCAGCCCCGCAUCGCAAGCCGAAUAUACUAAGCCCUGAACCGGAGAUCUUGCAACCCACUCCCUACAAGGACAACCUACACUCUGCACCACCACCACCCAGCGCCACAUCGCCCAUCAGUAGUGCACUCGUUCCGACAGUCGGUAUCAACUCCAACAGUGGUGUCACAUCUGUGGCUUCGGCUAUCAGCUCAACGCUGAAUCGCAGCAAAUUACACACACAGCAUCAGAGUGGCGUUGGCCUCAGCACCGCACAACGCACCAACCAAUCGCACGCUCAGUCACAGCCGCCACCGCAGCCACAGUCAACCCAGUCAUUGCCAGCAACGCAGACCCACUCGCAAUUGCAGCCACCACCGCCUCCAAUACCCGAGCGCAGCAUACCGCGCACACCUUCGCCUGUGAUGAAUUCGCCUGUUUGGCUGCCCCGUAAUCUGGAUAAUAGCGCAAAAAAAAGUCUACUCGCUUCCUCGCCUGGACAUCACUCGAAGAAUCUGAGCGCAGACGAAGAUGAUGUCGACACUGAUCUCGAAACAGAUCGACUGCUCGGCCAUCAACGGCUAGACGAUCAGGGUUACUAUGAUGAAAACAAAUCGUGGGAGUCACGUAAGCCGCGCUCCUCGCUACUUUCGAAAAUCUCGCCCAAGCAGCAAAUGGCGAGCACUAAAACACGCAAUGGCUAUAAUGCUUUGCUCACGACCACACCCGAAAUCCCACCGCCGAUACCACCGAAGAACUCGACUAGCAAACUGCUCGACAUUGACGGUUCCAUAUCAUCAUCCGAGCACAGCGACAAGUCGCCAAUCAAGUCGAUCGAUGCACAAGACUGCGUAGUCACAAUGGGCAGCCCGGGUGGCUCGGAUGGCUCCGCUUGCAUCAGCGGUAACUCGAAGAAAGAGCUCGAUCUCUCGACGAUCAACUCAAACGGUCUGCCGAAUAGCGGCGGCAGCAAUAGUGGCAGUGGCAGCGGUAACUGUAGUGGAGGUGGUAGUGGUGGUGUUGGCCUUGUUGGCACUGGCAAUGCGAAUGGCAGUGUUGGUGGCGGUGGUAGUGGCAAUGGCAGCGGUGUUGGUGGUGGCGGUGGUGGUCACAGCAGCUCCGCUGGCUCCAACAGCACUAGCGGCGAGAAAAAAGUCAAAAAGAGUAAGAACAAAGAAGGUGGCGCAGUGCUUAUUGAGGGUGUACUCUUUCGCGCCAAAUAUCUGGGUUCCACACAGCUGGUUUGUGAGGGUCAACCUACGAAAUCGACGCGCAUGAUGCAAGCCGAAGAGGCGGUCUCACGCAUAAAGGCUUUGGCACCCGAUGGCGAUGUACAACCUAGCACCGAGGUGGACCUCUUCAUAUCAACCGAAAAAAUAAUGGUACUCAACACAGACCUCAAGGAAAUCAUGAUGGACCAUGCGCUGCGCACCAUCUCCUACAUCGCAGACAUUGGCGAUUUGGUUGUGUUGAUGGCACGCCGCCGCUUCGUGCCGCAGGACAUUGAUGAUGCGCCCAAGCCGAAUCGCACACCCAAAAUGAUCUGUCAUGUCUUCGAGAGUGAUGAAGCGCAAUUCAUAGCACAAUCAAUUGGACAGGCCUUCCAGGUGGCCUACAUGGAGUUCCUUAAAGCAAAUGGAAUUGAGGAUCAUAGUUUUGUCAAGGAAAUGGACUAUCAAGAAGUGCUCAACAGUCAGGAGAUUUUCGGCGAUGAACUGGAAAUUUUCGCCAAAAAGGAGCUGCAGAAGGAAGUGGUCGUUCCUAAGGCAAAGGGCGAGAUAUUGGGUGUAGUGAUUGUGGAAAGCGGUUGGGGUUCAAUGCUGCCAACUGUGGUCAUUGCGAAUCUUAUGUCGUCCGGUGCUGCGGCGCGUUGUGGUCAAUUGAAUAUUGGCGAUCAGUUGAUUGCCAUCAAUGGGCUAAGUUUGGUGGGGCUACCGUUAUCCACGUGUCAAACGUACAUAAAGAAUACCAAAAAUCAAACGGUAGUCAAAUUUACAGUAGUGCCAUGCGCACCUGUAGUCGAGGUUAAAAUCAAACGACCCAAUACCAAGUACCAACUCGGUUUCAGUGUACAAAAUGGUGUGAUUUGCAGUUUGCUACGUGGUGGCAUCGCUGAGCGUGGCGGUGUGCGCGUGGGGCAUCGCAUAAUUGAAAUCAAUAACCAAAGUGUGGUCGCAGUGCCACAUGAGAAGAUCGUCAAUCUGCUAGCGACUUCUGUGGGCGAGAUUCUAAUGAAAACUAUGCCAACAUCAAUGUUCCGAUUACUUACCGGCCAGGAGAAUCCAAUCUAUAUUUAAAGCGAGCGGCUUAAACUGGCUAAAACGUAUACAUACAUAAAUACUUACAACUUUAAAUGAAUACUUAUAUAAACAAGUACUUAUAAAUUAUAUUUAGUUACAAGUCACUUUUAGCAAUUUAAGCGAAACUUCACACCUGUAUUUCCAAAAAAAAAAUAAUAAUACUAAUAAAAAAAUAAAUAAAAAAGUUAAAAAGUGGUUAAAUAAACAAAUGUAAAUUGCAGUUUGUUAACUAUAUUAAAAUAACAACAACAACAAAUUUAGCAAAUGGAAUUAGCAAACUGUUCAUUAACAUAAAAUUGCAUACAUAUAAAUAAAAUGCAUACAUUAGAUGAAGCAAAUUGGCAAAAGUGAAAUGGAGUUGAAAAAAAAAAUACUCACGGCAUUUCGAACACAGAAAAUUCAGAAUUACAUAAGUUUAAACAAAAUAGCAAGCUAACUGUAAAUUUUAAGCAUUCACAAAAAUAAGAAGGAAUUAAACGUUUAAAUAACAAAAAAAAAAUUAAAUAUAAAAUAUAUGUAUGUAUAAAAAAUAAAUAUAAAAAACUAUUUCUAUAUGUACUUUACUCAGUUAGCUGCCUAAAAAACUAGCGCUCUCUGCUAUGGCAUUACGCCAAACACAUUCAAACACACACAUAUGCAAUUGAAUUACAUUUAUAUAUUCGUAAAAAAUAUGCGAUAAAGUAAUAAAAACAUGGACAUUAAAGACAAGAACUCGCAUUUUACAUAAAUACAUGCAUACCACUGCGCAGGCAUAUAGCUAAACCAAAACUAAGAAAAAAUAAGUUAGUUAUUAAAAAAAAGUAUAAAAAAAUUAGUUUAGUUAUACUAAUUGUUAGAGUACUUAAAUAGUGUUGAGCGAUACAUACUACAUACAGAUAUACAAAAAUACAUACAUACUUGCAUAUUUAAAAACAUACACACAUAAUACUUGAGGACUA
Molecule: messenger RNA, 9354 nt
Organism: Rhagoletis pomonella (apple maggot)
Lineage: Eukaryota; Metazoa; Arthropoda; Insecta; Diptera; Tephritidae
Gene: X11Lbeta
Exons: 15
Coding region: 932-8413 (2493 amino acids)
Biological process (GO): chemical synaptic transmission
Cellular component (GO): dendritic spine; cytoplasm; plasma membrane
Molecular function (GO): protein binding
Source: RefSeq, a predicted model, not a curated record